Molecule: messenger RNA, 277 nt
Organism: Zychaea mexicana
Lineage: Eukaryota; Fungi; Mucoromycota; Mucoromycetes; Mucorales; Lichtheimiaceae
Exons: 3
Molecular function (GO): nucleic acid binding; ATP binding
Source: RefSeq, a predicted model, not a curated record
AGGUCACCGAGCAGUUCAUUGUACAAUGCCACCAAGACUUCGCUCCUUACUCGGCGAUCCAACGGCCAGCUUUCGCUCGCGCGAGCAAGCACUCGCCAUACCUCUCAUUAUGGACCGCAAGCUAGACUUGUUGGUCAUCAUGCCAACGGGUAUGGGCAAGAGUGUGCUCUUUUCUUUGCCCCCGCUCCUUGAGGAAGACAAACUCACGAUCGUCUUUGUUCCUCUUGUGGCGCUGGUCGCUGACCACAUGCGUCGUUUGACAGAAUGCGGCAUUUCU